Messenger RNA from Penicillium canescens, 531 nucleotides. RefSeq lists its product as uncharacterized. The record is from RefSeq and is a predicted model, not a curated record. Bases 1 to 531 code for a protein of 176 amino acids. The transcript is spliced from 2 exons. Lineage: Eukaryota; Fungi; Ascomycota; Eurotiomycetes; Eurotiales; Aspergillaceae.
AUGACCAUCUUCCAAUCAGCACCAUACGCAUCACCCUCGGCUAGCAAUAUCUUUUGCGCAGAGUAUUGGCUUGCCUUCACUGUCUUUCGUGAAUUAGCAGUAUCAACCACCACCUCAGAGUCUUCCACUAUUUCCACAUCGUCCCGUACAAGCGCACCAUCUACCACCACGUCAUCCGCGACUGGCUCACCCUCAAACAAUUCACCAACAACGGCCGCACCCACAGCCAGUGCAUCCACCACAGCUGUCCAAGCCGGGGAUUCGCAAACCGUGACAGGAACACAAUCUAGUCAGAGUAAAGGCUGGAUUGCAGGAGCUGUAGUCGGCUCAGUUGCAGUGCUCGCCAUAAUUGCAGGUCUCGUUGGAUGGUUCCUAUAUCUCCGAAAGAAAGCGCAGCAAUUAUCCGCAAAGGAGGAGUCUACCAUGAGGCAGAGCCUUCCUUACCAGCAGAGCCUCUACAAGGCACCUCAAGAAAUGGAUACCGUGUCCAAUCCAUUUGUACAUGAGCUGAGCUCGUAUGGACACAAAUAA